UAUUACCAGUGAUAUUCAUCCAUACUUAAAUUCAAUUAAGUGGCUAGUUAUGCCUAAUUUAGGGUGAGCAUGCAUUCAUGUACCAUAAAUAUACAUAUGUACAUAUGUCGCAACAGAAUAGAUGAGAUGAAUCGUACUUACUAACAGAAAUAUGCGUAAGGGUGUGCCAAACCUUUACAAUCAUAUAUUUCUUGCGCUUUUCGUCUCGAACUGAUCAUAAUUAAUUGUAUUUAAAAUAUGAAGUUUAUUCAGCCAUCUGCGGUUUUACUAGUUACAAUUAUAAUUCUGCCCUUAUUCUACAACUCCGCUGAAGCACUUCAAUGUUACAAGUCAGCCUGCUGGGGAGAUGAAUGUUUCGGAUUUGAGGAUAGACGUGAUCAUCUUGUGGAUCAAUGCCCAAGCGAUGCUCAAGGAUGCCUUUUUAGUUUCGGAACCGUGAGCCCGGACACGGCAUUGCUCAUCAAGGGUCACGUGGACGGCUGGGGGAAGCCGCUUCGUCGUGAGACUCGGUCCUGUUGGGUACCCUCAGCAACAAAGGGUGGGGUUGUGCCUCGGGGGGAACUGGACAAGUGCACUCCCACCACAAUGCAACACUGGUUUCCAAAAGAGGGACAAAUGGUUUAUGUCAAUUCACUCGAGUGCAUCUGCUCCAGCAGCAACUUGUGUAAUGGAAAAAUUAUGUCCAGGAACAACUCGUCCAGGAUAAAGCUAUUCAAUUACAUCCUGAUAAUUACCACUACGGCAUCACUCUAUUUUCCUCCUAGAUUAGUUCAGUAGUAUAUGAAAUGAUAAGAUCGUUUGAUAUAGUGCAAUUAUAAAAUAGCACACGUGUGCUGUCAUGUAUGUAUUUCACAGGAAAUAAACUGCUGUAUUUUAUAUCCAUUAUA
Molecule: messenger RNA, 887 nt
Organism: Folsomia candida
Lineage: Eukaryota; Metazoa; Arthropoda; Collembola; Entomobryomorpha; Isotomidae
Exons: 3
Coding region: 238-777 (179 amino acids)
Source: RefSeq, a predicted model, not a curated record